AUGAGCCAUCUGCCACCCAAAUACCUCUGCAAGCGUGUCAUCCACGAUUUCGGCCGACGACAUGUACCGAAUCGACACUACAUCCCACCGAACUUCUUCUCUUCGAAGCUCUACAGGGACGUGCUGGAUAGUCUCAACGUCUCUCACAUACCGAAGGCAUCUGCCUCCGACAGCGCGCAGUGGCUCAAUAUUGUGAAUGCCGCCGACAGCUUGCGCGCCAUCGCAUACCUCAUGGAAGCGGGACAGCCUAGCGGCCCCCAGGAAACAUCAGAGGCGUGCAAACGCAUCGUAGCCGACUCACUUUCUUCUGUAUGGGCCUGGUCGCAGUACAUGCAUCCUUUUCUGCGCAACUGCGACGAGGACGCGUUCGAGGCUGCGACAAAGCUCUACCAGUGGCAAUUCCACGAUCUCGGCCGAAGCUGGCACUACGACGCCCUCUGCGAUGUGAUCUCCGCUUUGUGGCAAUCUACUGCGGCCGAUUCGAAGGACCAUCCUGUAAAAACCAUGCCGGGCUCGGCUUCGUACAUCUAUGACCUCUGGUGGUACAUGGCGCACGCAACUAGCGAUCAGGCCCGUCAAGCAGCGCUAAUAUCGACUUUGGCCAUGUCCGCUUUCGAUGAUCCCGACCGACAUGUGGCCAAGGCGAUUGUGGCGAAGGGUAGCUUCGGAGUGGACCCGCUGGUUCGUCGACUAUGCGCCCUCCUCGACGCGAACAAUGGACAAUGCAACACACGCGCGGUCUACCCGUUCGCGUACAUCCUCAACAACUGCGCGAUAUGCGACAUGAGCGUGCGACCGCGCAUGUAUCCUCUUAUCUGGCGUGUCUGCUCCAUGCUUCGACUCGUCGACUAUUCCAUGGGAAAUCACGAUGUUCUCAGCAAGGAGGGCAUGUUUCUGAUGACGUACUCCGUGGACUGCCUGCAUCUCCUGCCACUCCUCAGCUGCACUUUGCGUGGCCCGCGUGAUAUAAUCCGCCUCAUACGUCAGGGUAUUCUGCAGGUCAUUCAUCGGUAUCUCGACCGCUUCAACGACGCUUGGCAAGAGAAGAGCGUCGCAGCUGAGAUAGUGGACGGCAUCAUCAUACCAGCGAUCAACAUCCCCUCGGUGGCAACUGCCGUGGACGACGUACUUCAGGAAGAUGGUCUGGUUCUCGACCCUGGCAGGGUGGAUUAUGACCCUUUCAAUAAAUUGCGCGCAUCUCUGCAGAAGAUGGCAGACAUGAAGGCUACAUACAAGGCAGGGAGGAAGUCUGCGAUGCAGUCAUGCCAUAACAAAGCCUGCGCCAAUGAGGUCUACGGGAAGCUCAAGCGAUGCCCGUGCCGCUGGGCUUGUUAUUGUUCGCUGGCCUGUCAAGCUUCGGACUGGUCAUCCCAUAGGACGGCCUGUCAGACCAAGACUCAUGAACCUGACGCAUCGGCCUUCCGAAUCGACCGCCCCUCCGAUAUUCGCUUCCUUCAGUUCUACGCGCACCGCCUCCUGGUGGCCCGGGGCGACUCUUCGUCAAUGGGCACAGAGUCCUUUGAGGUCGACCUCACCUCGGUGUCGAAAGAGCCAGUGAUCACCGUUGUAUCCGACUCGGACUCGGCGGGUGAGCGAACGGUGUCUGUCAUCGUCGGCACCUGGACAACGAAGACUAGCUUGGUGUUCCCGCUUCCGACGGCCACUUCUCGAUAGCUCAACUUGUG
This is a messenger RNA of Schizophyllum commune H4-8, 1685 nucleotides long. RefSeq lists its product as uncharacterized. The transcript has 3 exons. Lineage: Eukaryota; Fungi; Basidiomycota; Agaricomycetes; Agaricales; Schizophyllaceae. The record is from RefSeq and is a predicted model, not a curated record. The coding region runs from base 1 to 1674 and encodes 557 amino acids.